Messenger RNA from Ceratitis capitata (Mediterranean fruit fly), 640 nucleotides. RefSeq names its product transcription initiation factor IIA subunit 2 (gene TfIIA-S). The transcript is spliced from 2 exons. NCBI's taxonomy places the organism in Eukaryota, Metazoa, Arthropoda, Insecta, Diptera, Tephritidae. Gene Ontology annotation, biological process: RNA polymerase II preinitiation complex assembly; transcription initiation at RNA polymerase II promoter. Gene Ontology annotation, molecular function: TBP-class protein binding; RNA polymerase II general transcription initiation factor activity. Bases 123 to 449 code for a protein of 108 amino acids. The record is from RefSeq and is a predicted model, not a curated record. Gene Ontology annotation, cellular component: transcription factor TFIIA complex.
GACACUACGCUUACUACAUUAUAUUUUUUCGAGUUGCAACAAUUAUACGUAUAAUGCAAAUUUCCUUCGAGGACGCUUCAAAUAAUAAACAAGAAUAAGAUACUAAACUAUUUAUAUUUAUCAUGUCGUAUCAGCUAUAUAGAAACACAACACUUGGAAAUACUUUGCAGGAAAGUCUUGAUGAACUCAUUCAGUAUGGACACAUUACACCAACAUUGGCCUUCAAGGUACUUUUACAAUUUGAUAAAUCCAUCAAUACAGCUCUUAACCAACGUGUUAAAGCUCGAGUCACAUUCAAGGCUAACAAACUAAAUACUUACCGCUUCUGUGACAAUGUGUGGACCCUUAUGUUGAACGAAGUGGAAUUCAGAGAGGUUCACGAAUUUGCUAAAGUAGAUAAAGUUAAAAUUGUAGCUUGUGACGGGAAAAGUGGAGAAUUUAAUGGAUAAUAUACUAAAAUUAUGAAAAAUUAAAGAACUGUAUACUGAUAUCUCGCAAAUCACAUUAAUGGAUUGAAACACACUUAAUCAGACAGAGCAACAUAUAUAUGUAAAAAAAAAAGAAAUUGUAGGGGGACAAAUAACAAAUAACAUAAAAGAUAAUUUAUAUAUAAAAAAAUAAAAACAAGUUUUUAAUAGCA